AUGCCAGGCAUCGUGGACGACAAGUCGCAAUACUGCGUCCCCUUCUUGCUGGAGCGCCUGCGCAUCCACUCCGAACAGCACUCCAAUGCCGACUGCAAUACCCCGCCGUUCUUUCUGGGGCUCAAUGGGGUGCAGGGCGCCGGCAAGACUGUCCUGGUCUCGACAUUGCAGGACACCCUCCGCUCCGAGCCGUAUUCCCUCUCCGUGGUGACCCUGUCGCUGGACGACAUCUACCUGACCCACGCCGACCAAGUUGCGCUAGCACAGGCACACCCGACCAAUCCCCUUCUACAACACCGCGGUCAGCCCUCAACUCACGAUCUUGCUCUCGGUGAGCAAGUCUUUGCUUCGCUCGCGGCGGAGCAGCCAACCGCUAUUCCGCAGUAUGACAAGUCUGCGUUCGCCGGACAAGGUGAUCGCGUGCCUCGGGCGCAGUGGGAAGUCGUGAAUGCUGAGGGACAGGAAACUGUCAAGGUUGUUAUUUUUGAAGGAUGGUGCGUUGGCUUCCGUCCUUGGGAUGACCAGACUCUUCGCGCCAAGUGGGAGGCUGCGGUGCGGCAAAAGGAGAGCGGCGACUACCAAGGGCGACUGGGACAUGUCAAGUUUGAAGAUGUCCAAACUGUGAAUGAGGCAUUGAAGCGAUAUGAUGCUCUGACUGACAAACUUGAUGCCCUGAUUCACAUUGAUGCUCAGGAUCUCCGAUAUGUCUACGAAUGGCGCCAGGAGCAGGAGCGCACCUUGCGUGCUGCCAAGGGCACCGGGAUGACCGAGGACCAGGUCAAACGUUUCGUGGAUGGCUAUUAUCCCUCCUACGAACUUUUCACGGAAACCCUUCGCGAAGGGGUCUUCAAACCGCGCAACACACCCACAGCUGCUUCUGAUUGGCAAGGCAGACAACUCCGCCUGGUCGUGGACCGCGAUCGAAGGGUUCAGGAAGUAAUCCAAAUUUGA
Messenger RNA from Penicillium canariense, 951 nucleotides. Its product is annotated as TDA10 family protein. The transcript has 5 exons. Gene Ontology annotation, cellular component: cytoplasm. The coding region runs from base 1 to 951 and encodes 316 amino acids. Lineage: Eukaryota; Fungi; Ascomycota; Eurotiomycetes; Eurotiales; Aspergillaceae. The record is from RefSeq and is a predicted model, not a curated record.